AUGUGGCGGAGAGCGUACCUAUUUCUGGUGCUGGUCAGGCUGUGGUUCGCCCUGUCGCCCAGCUACCUGCACCCCGACGAGAAUUUCCAGGGCCCAGAGGUCAUCGCAGGCCAAAUCUUUAGUUACCCGGUACGGCACACAUGGGAAUUCACGAAUGAGCACCCGAUACGAAGCGUCUUCCCCUUAUGGCCCGUCUACGGCCUGCCCAUGAUGUUGCUGAGAUGGCUGUGGAUCGGUAACGGCAAGGACGGCGAGAUCCCCCCAAUCGCAGUCUUUUGGACCCUUCGCGUCCUCAUGUUCGUCACCAGCUUCGUGCUGGAGGAUUGGGCCAUUCAUGAGCUCAUCAGCUCUCCACGACACCGUCGCGUUGCUGUGCUCCUGGUCGCCUCGUCCUAUGUCACAUGGACGUACCAGACGCACACAUUCUCCAACUCGGUGGAGUGUCUCGUUGUUGCUUGGUGCUUGGUCUUGAUUCAGCGCAUUGUCGAGAGCCCGCAACAAUCAUCGCUUCUUGCUUCUACAAUUCUCGGCAUAGUGGCCGUCUUUGGAUUGUUUAAUAGAAUUACUUUCCCGGCGUUCUUGUUGAUUCCGGGACUUCGCUUGAUACCCCAUUUUCUCAAUAGACCCAUGUCCUUCGCCGUGAUGGUGUUGGCAGCUUUUACAACUACCUUGGUCGCCAUCACCCUGGAUACGGCAUUCUACCUCCCUGAACCCAUCAAGUGGGCAGACCUCAUCUCACGGCCAGUCAUCACGCCACUCAACAACCUCAUGUACAACAUCGACACAGACAACCUUGCGCAGCAUGGGUUGCACCCCUGGUACCAGCACCUACUGGUCAACAUUCCCAUGCUGAUCGGCCCAGCUGCGAUGUUGCUCUUCACUCAGCCAUACCUCUCAUUACGACUCUACUCGGCCAUCUCUGGUGUCUUUGUGCUGUCUAUCUUCCAGCACCAGGAAGCACGAUUCCUGCUGCCCACCGUCCCGCUCAUCCUCUCAUCAGUGCACCUUCCGAAGAAUCGGACUGUCGUUCGCGUGUGGAUCGGGGUGUGGCUUGCUUUCAACUUGAUCUUUGGCAUUCUCAUGGGUGUCUACCAUCAAGGCGGUAUCGUGCCGGGCCAGGUAUUCCUGAGCAAGCAGCCAGACGCGACGCAGGCCGUCUGGUGGAAGACCUAUACGCCACCCAUUUGGCUUCUUAACGGCAAGAAUGAGGUCCUCACGACACGCGACGUGAUGGGUAUGAAGGGCGACACGCUCCUCGAGGAGCUGACCAAGUUGGCUACCUGCGACACGCCGGCGGAUCGACGCAACUCGGAGUAUUUGAAGGAGAAGAACGGGACAUAUCUGAUCGCACCAGCAUCAGCGACGUGGAUAGACCCCUACCUUCCCAACAAGGGACUGAAAGGCCUACGAUUCCGCGAGGUAUGGCGUUACAGGCAACACUUGAACUUAGACGACCUCGACUUUGGUGACGACGGCAUCUGGAACACCCUGACGAGGGUGAUUGGCAGACGUGGCCUCGUCGCCUGGCGUGUGACGAAGAGUUGCAAGUGA
This is a messenger RNA of Colletotrichum abscissum, 1551 nucleotides long. RefSeq names its product Alg9-like mannosyltransferase. Gene Ontology annotation, cellular component: endoplasmic reticulum membrane. Gene Ontology annotation, biological process: GPI anchor biosynthetic process. The record is from RefSeq and is a predicted model, not a curated record. Bases 1 to 1551 code for a protein of 516 amino acids. NCBI's taxonomy places the organism in Eukaryota, Fungi, Ascomycota, Sordariomycetes, Glomerellales, Glomerellaceae. Gene Ontology annotation, molecular function: alpha-1,2-mannosyltransferase activity. The transcript is spliced from 4 exons.